UCCCUUUGUUUAAAAAAAAAAAUGUUUCUAAUACCAAAAGUUAACCCAUGAUUUUUAUUGCGCAUGUGUUUCAUUUUUGCAAUUUAUUCAAAGGUCGAAGGACCGGAGAUUUAAGAAAAGUAAAGGCAGACUGUUAACAGAAGAACAACAUGGCGGUUCAGUAUGGAAACGCCACGGUAGUGCCAGUGGGAUACCCCCAGCCUCAGCCCAGUGUGGUCGUUGUCCAAGGAAAUCCCAGACAACAUGUGCAAGGACUCUGUCCUUAUUGUGGGGUUGGAGUCCCACAGAAAAGCUUCACACUACUCGGGAUUAUUCUUGCGUUCGUGUUCUUCCCGAUUGGAAUACUGUGUUGUCUGGCAAUGAAAGAAAGAACCUGUGGACAUUGUCAUGCUACUAUUUGAUACACUUUCGUGAACGAACAAUACUUUCAAUUACAUUUUAUCUAACAUAUUAUAGUUAAUUUUGUUACUCUAGAUUUAUCUGACAAAUGUUGAAUAUAAUGUUUAAAGAGCAAAUAUAUCAAUUUUAAAGGCAAA
This is a messenger RNA of Mercenaria mercenaria, 536 nucleotides long. Its product is annotated as brain protein I3-like. The record is from RefSeq and is a predicted model, not a curated record. The coding region runs from base 150 to 401 and encodes 83 amino acids. NCBI's taxonomy places the organism in Eukaryota, Metazoa, Mollusca, Bivalvia, Venerida, Veneridae. The transcript is spliced from 4 exons.